UCGGUUUGCCAGCCUAUCUGCGGAAAAGCAAAGAAACGUCAAUUGAACGCAGAGGAAAAAAUUGUGCUCUGUACAUUUUUAUCGAUAGCUAGAUAGCGGUUGUAAAUAAUGGCCUUAGUUCGGAUUUAACGCGUAAUUCAACGGAAGUUCCUAGAUGGUUUGAUGUUUCAACUAGUUUUAAUUCGGUAAAGUGUUAAAUUCGGCACUCCUCAGCGGAAAUCAUCUCCGGGCCUGAAGCCGGAUCAGUUUUGUGUUUUUGUUUUGUGUACAUCCUAGUCAGCGCUCUCCGGCACCAAACCAAACACCGCCAACAGUUCCGAUGGCCGCUCAAAGACAAAGCAUGAACGAAAUUCUGCCACCGUUUGUUACCGAAAUCGAUAUCAAAGAAGUGGAAUUUAUUGGGACGGUGGGGAAAGGCACAUUCGGAACGGUCAUCAAGGGCACGUGGAUGGGUAACUAUGUCGCCGUAAAAUACAUCACCCAAGAGUCGGAACGGAAUGCAUUUAUUACCGAGGUAAAGCAAUUGUCGCGGGUGGCGCACCCGAACAUCAUCGGACUGUACGGGGCGUGUACCAAACGGCCCGAUGUCUGUCUGGUGAUGGAAUAUGCCGACGGUGGCUCGCUGCAUACGGCUUUGCACUGUCGACCGAAACCGAUCUAUACGGCGGCUCACGCCAUGAGCUGGGCGAGGCAAUGUGCGGAGGGAGUGGCUUACCUGCACGAUAUGACUCCGAAGGCGAUGAUUCAUCGUGACCUGAAACCUCCCAAUUUGCUGCUGGUGAGAGAUGGUACGGUGCUUAAGAUUUGCGAUUUCGGUACCGUAACCGACAAAUCGACCCGAAUGACCAACAACAAGGGUAGCGCCGCCUGGAUGGCCCCGGAAGUGUUCGAAGGUUCCACCUACACGGAAAAGUGCGAUGUUUUCAGCUGGGGCAUCAUUCUGUGGGAGGUGAUUGCCCGGGAGCAACCGUUCCGGAACAUCGAAAACUCGUAUGCCAUCAUGUGGCGCGUGCAUCAGGGCAGCCGGCCCCGGUUGAUCGACGACUGUCCGAAGCCGAUCUCGCAGCUGAUGAUUAAUUGCUGGAAUCAGAAUCCCGCCGAUAGGCCCUCGAUGCAGCAGGUCGUCGACACAAUGAAUCAGUUGUGCAAAUUUUUCACCGGAGAAAACGAACCCAUCAUUUAUCCGGAUGAUCCUGAUGACGAUGAGGAUGAAAGCUACCAGUGUGAGGAGAAUACCCUGGACACAAACCGGCACGGUUCAACAUCAAGCUACAAGUCAACUUAUUAUGGCAAAGAUCACAGCACGGUAACGUCAAAGAACACCAAUCACACCGACACCAACACAUCAAUUGCUGCCGCCAUUCGCAGCAAUGUGGUGUACCGUGUGCCAACCCGAGAUGCUUACAGCAUAGGGACCGAUUAUGGUCGCUAUCAGAUAAAAAAUAAUGUCACUCCAAGUGGUCUCUACACCAAAAGUGCGCGUCCCGGAACGGGUGGUGGUUACGGCAGUCCGGAUUUUGGCUUUCGAAAUACCGCCGUUCGUCGAGUUAGACCGAAAUCCCCGCCACCGCAGGUUGCGAACAGCGCUGCCACUAGUCACCUGCACGGUCCGUUGACCGUUGACAUCGAUCCGUCAAUGACCUGGAAAACUGUUGAUACCGAAGGGUCUUUCCAUGAUCUGGUUGACAGUGCCUCCAACAACCAGGGAACCGAGAGACUGGUCGUUACCAGAAGAAACAACGGACCGAUCGACGGUGGUUUGCCGUGUGCACCCGCGACGUCCGCCGGUGCACUAGCUUCCGGGAAGCUAAGCUCCACCAGUAACUUAAACACUAGUCACAUCACGAGCACCAGCAGCACCACCACCACUACCGGUAGUAGCAACAUCAACAACAGUGCUGCAGCUGGCGAUGCCGUCAGUAGUAGCACUUCGAAGACUUUCUCGACUUCGGCGGCGGAGGCAGCUCUCGACUACAAAUCGUUGAACAGUAUUUUGGACGAUAACCUACGACCGCUGACGCCGCUACCCGGCAAUCCACGGUCCGAGCAGAUUCACAAUGAGCACAAACAGCUUGUGAAGGAAUACUGGGAGAUCCAAACACAAAUCGUUACCAAUCAAGCUCAUCGUGACACUCUGCAGAUGAACAUGCCAGCCGACGAGUUGCGGCUCAAGAAAGAGUAUCUGAAGAAACUGGAGGAGAAGGAAGCCCUACUCAAAUUCAAAGCGAACCUUCAGAAACAACUGGACGAACGGAAACGGAUAGCUUCCGGCAGUAAUCUGCUCCAUGCCGCCGGUCCAGCUCACCUGCAGCAGGCCCAACAUCAACAGUCGGCACCUCCUCCUUCUUUUUUUCCUUCGUCUUCUUCUUCUUCCUCUUCUGGUCCGGCCGUUAGCUCUCCGGCAGGGCUCCGAAGGCAGGACUCUACGACCGAAUCGGGUUGGGUAAUCAUAUCACCGGAAGAUGGUGCCACCGGGAACAGUCCCAGUUGAAAGCCGCUCCCACCCCCGGCUACCAAACCGUCCGCGUUUACUCUGUCGGAAGCAAUUUGUGAUGUGAUCGAUUUUACGAACAGUAGAAUUCAAGUGCCAAAUAAAAGAAAGAACAAAACAAAAAACCCUUUGAAGGUGGGAUCUUUUUCCCGCUUUCCGAAUCGUGAAUACAUACGUUUAGGGUUUGUUGCAUAUUUGUAUUGUACAUGAUAUACAUAUAUCUACUGAAAAACAGUCGUCAGUGACGAUGGUCUUUUGUUUAGGCUUAGGUUAAAUAUUUGUUCUUUUACCGUUCUAGAUUAGAAAAAGUGUAAUAAAUGUGAUAUUACACUAA
Malaya genurostris is the source of this 2825-nucleotide messenger RNA. It is a transcript of the gene Tak1, whose product is annotated as mitogen-activated protein kinase kinase kinase 7. Bases 320 to 2491 code for a protein of 723 amino acids. Gene Ontology annotation, biological process: JNK cascade; positive regulation of canonical NF-kappaB signal transduction; protein phosphorylation. Lineage: Eukaryota; Metazoa; Arthropoda; Insecta; Diptera; Culicidae. Gene Ontology annotation, molecular function: MAP kinase kinase kinase activity; magnesium ion binding; ATP binding. The transcript is spliced from 8 exons. The record is from RefSeq and is a predicted model, not a curated record.